AUGGAAAUGGCUAUUGAUAGUUUCACAAAACUAAACUUUGAUGAAAGUUCAUUUUUCAUAGACAACUACAAGAAGCUAUGUAAUGUUGAUGUUGUAACGUUUAAAUCAGAAAUGUUAGUAGCUAAGAACUGUAUUGUUCGUUUAAAUAAACAUGAAGAUGUUGAGUUGGAAGAUUUGAAGAAACUACUAUUAGAUAAAUCCGUCAAUGCCAAUUUGUACUCACUAUUACAAGUAGCAUUAUCCAUUCCUGUAAGUUCGGCUACGUGUGAACGGUCGUUCUCAGCAAUGAGAAGAACUAAAACAUGGACUUCUAUGCACCAAGAGAGAUUUACAAAUCUCUCUUUAAUACACAUAGAAAGAGAUAUUUCAAAUACAAUUAGUACAGAAAAUAUUUUAGACGAAUUUUCUAAAAAAGAUCGCAGAUUCUCUUUUUAA
Messenger RNA from Macrosiphum euphorbiae (potato aphid), 435 nucleotides. Lineage: Eukaryota; Metazoa; Arthropoda; Insecta; Hemiptera; Aphididae. The record is from the annotation of a GenBank genome assembly.